Messenger RNA from Portunus trituberculatus (swimming crab), 2190 nucleotides. RefSeq names its product troponin C, isotype gamma-like. NCBI's taxonomy places the organism in Eukaryota, Metazoa, Arthropoda, Malacostraca, Decapoda, Portunidae. Bases 207 to 674 code for a protein of 155 amino acids. The transcript is spliced from 6 exons. The record is from RefSeq and is a predicted model, not a curated record. Gene Ontology annotation, molecular function: enzyme regulator activity; calcium ion binding.
GAGGCAUUAUUCAGUAGUGACGUGGUUACUCGGAGGGACGCGGUACGGAUCAGCAGUGAGUCUUGCCAGCCAGCCAGCCAGACACUCGCUCGUCUCAGGAAGGUUCGGCCUCUUUGGUGAUCCUCCUUUCCCGUCUCCUCCUCCUACCACUACUCACCGUCGCUUCCUCGGGACUACUCCGCCCCAACCUCACCGCCACCGCCACCAUGAAUGAGAGCAUCUGUGACUCACUGGACAAGGAGCAGAUCAGCGGUCUGCGCAAGGCCUUCGAUGCCUUCGACACAGAGAAGAAGGGCGCCAUCAAUGUGGACACCAUCUCCACCAUCCUGAGAAUGAUGGGCGUCAGGGUGUCUGAGAGCAACCUGCGUGAGAUCAUCGCCGAGGUGGACGAAGACGGCUCUGGUGAACUCGAAUUUGAGGAGUUCUGUGCCCUGGCCGCCAAGUUCCUUAUUGAAGAGGACGAGGAGUCACUGAAGGCGGAGCUGAAGGAAGCUUUCCGUAUCUAUGACAAGCAAGGCGACGGUUACAUCACGACCAAAACACUGAAGGAGAUCCUGCGUGAACUGGACAACAAACUGACGGAGGAGGAUCUGGAUGGCAUCAUUGACGAAGUGGACGAGGACGGCUCCGGCACUCUUGACUUUGACGAGUUCAUGUCUAUGAUGGCCGGCUAAAGAAGCUCCAUCUUCAUUUUCAUCUUCCUCCUCCUCCUCCUCCUCCUCCUCCUCCUCCUCCUCCUCCUCCCACCGCCUCUUCAUCUUCCGUCCGUCGCCCCUUAUGCCCACAUUCCCUCCUCACAUCCUUAAUUAGAUAGAAAAGAACACAUUAAUAAUAAGACCCGCUAUCCUAUAUCAUCCAUGGAACCAUUUGAGAGGUGGGUAGCCUUCCUCCUUCUCCUCCUCCUCCUCCUCCUCCUACUACUACUCUUCAUCUUCAGUACUUCGUAACAAUGCAGUGAUAGGAGUAACGGCAGUAACUAUUCUCUUACUUUUUCCUUUUCAAGCGACGAUAAUUAAAAGGGAAAUAUCUGUUUACACCUGCUAAUGAUGGUAAUGUCUUAUAGGUAACACAACAGGUGACUCAAGAGGUAAUACGCUCAUACACUUCUUCAGUAAUCAAUGAAGUUUAAGUUAGUUUAGGCUGCAGCCAAAAGACAACUUGAUCUCUAUGUAGUUUGAAAGCCACACAAAACACUGAAACAUAUUGCACAAUCAAACAUAAAAGACGCUAGGUUUUCAAUCACGGGCUAACUUACAUGACAGAAUAUUCUUGCCUUAACCUACAAGGAGACAGAAGAGGUCGACUUCAGGUUAUUACAGUACUGUGAUUUAGGACUAAGUCAAGACACAGGGCUAACUAACUGACAGGAUGGUUUGAGCUUGAGAGUCGAGACCAGAGUAAUUCACACUCCUGCCUCAGAAACUCACUUCGCUCUACUUGUCUCGUCUUCGCUGGCAAAUUUGUGCAUGUCUGUGGAGUACAUCUGUGUGCACAGUACACACUUCACCAGUAAUAUACGUGUGUUACUUUACAGGCAGUCUCACUUUUCAUUUCAGUUGUUGCUGCUGUUGUCCUCGCUUUCCUCUUUACCAAACCGUCCUGUAUUCCCUUCCAGUUGUGAGUAAGGCUAUGUGAAAUUCACACUUUGCUCUACGUGUGAACCUUCUGCUGCCUUCGCUCUUGCAUUAAGGCCCGCAUUUUCUAAACGAUUCACUCACUACCUUAUCAAGACUACUUUUAAUAAUGGAAGUCGUUCUCAAAGGUGUUCCUUUAAGAUUUUUUUCAAUUCAACGCGUACUGCAAAUAUACUCCUUAUGAGAGAAUGUUUACUUUUAAAUGUAGUGGAAAUACCGUUUUCAAAGGUAUUUCAAGAUUAUAGUAUCAGACAAGGAUUUAGCAACACACAUAAGAAUUUCAUUAAUUAUUCUCAUGGGAGAACCAGGCUGCUUUCAUUAUAGUGUAGCGGAAGUUCAGUUGUUCAAGAUUGUUUUCAUGAUUAUGUUCCUGACUAACAGUCUUUAUGAGAGAAUACAGUUUAAGAAUACGGGCCUUAAGAGACACGGAUAAGCUCUCUAUAGCCUCUAUGUCAAUUCUUAUGUCGGCAUUUUUUAAGCGUAUGUGCGUAUGUGUGCGUAGGUGUGCGUAGGUUUAAGUGUGUAGUGCAAGCGUCUCUCUAUAUAAGUGUAUAUU